Eucalyptus grandis is the source of this 1506-nucleotide messenger RNA. RefSeq names its product protein FRA10AC1. Gene Ontology annotation, biological process: dephosphorylation. NCBI's taxonomy places the organism in Eukaryota, Viridiplantae, Streptophyta, Magnoliopsida, Myrtales, Myrtaceae. The record is from RefSeq and is a predicted model, not a curated record. Gene Ontology annotation, molecular function: phosphatase activity. The transcript is spliced from 11 exons. The coding region runs from base 120 to 890 and encodes 256 amino acids.
CGACGGUGCCUUUCGCCAAUCGCCGCGAGCAAGCGAGAAUCGGAGCGACCGAGAAACCCGACAGACGAGGGCGGGGGGGUUCUUGUCCCUCUUCAUCCGAAGAGAGCAAGGAGAACAAGAUGUCGUCUUUGGGCUCUCUCAAGUCGCAGAUAUUCGACCGAGAAGAGAGAAAGCAGCAAUAUCAAGCUCAUAUCAGGGGUCUCAACGCGUACGAUCGGCACAAGAAGUUCGUCCGCGAUUACGUUAAUUUCUAUGGCAAAGAAAGAUCUGUGCAAGCUAAUUUGCCCGUUAAAACUGAUCAAGAUACUUUACGAGAAGGCUACAGGUUUAUACGAACGGAGGAAGAUGAUAUGGAUUCAUCUUGGGAGCAAAGGCUGGUGAAGCGUUACUAUGACAAGCUUUUCAAAGAAUACUGCAUAGCUGAUAUGACGAAGUACAAAAGUGGCAAGAUUGGUCUAAGAUGGAGGACAGAGAAAGAAGUCAUAUCUGGGAAGGGGCAGUUCAUAUGUGGUAACAAACAUUGUGACGGGACAGAUGGCCUUGCAAGCUAUGAGGUAAACUUCUCUUAUUUUGAAGCGGGGGAAAACAAACAAGCCUUGGUAAAAUUGGUAACUUGUGAGAGAUGUGCUGAUAAGCUUCAUUACAAGAAGAGAAAAGAGAAAGAGUUAAUGGACAGGAAAGAGAAGGAGAAAUUGGUGAAGCUGGCGAAUUGUGAAAGCAAAAGAAAGAGGGAUCAAUCUGGGAUUGAUGAUGAUACAGACUCUGAAUAUAAAGAGAGAGAAGCGAGCACAAGAAAAGGGAAAAAGGCUUCAAGUUCCGGGGGCAAGCAUAAAGAUGACGAUGAAGAUGAUGAGAAUUUUGAUGAGUUUCUCCAGGGAAUGUUUCCAUGAUAUGACCACAUGGAAUCAAAUGGUUAAUAUUGGCAUAAUGGAGCGUCUGAUGGCAUGGUUUAGCUGCGCUGGUAUGCUUGUGUGCACUUCAAAGUAUCCUCUCUUUCAGCCGAGCGAAGAAAAAUGGUCGCGUGAUGAAUGCCCCGUCGCUGUAACAUAAUGACAAGACUGCACAAAACAGUGAAAACUUAGAUAUGUGAAGUAUUUAUUAAGCCUGGAAGUUUAUUUACAUUGCCAUAGAUCCUGUGAUUUGCAAUGGGUAGUGUAAUAUUUACUCGCCCAGAGAUCCCUUUCAUUGUCUGGAGUGACUUCUCUACAAGUCCGCCCCAGGAGAACCUAACACUGCCGAGAUCAGUCGAGUGAAGCUUGUAGCGGAUGGUGGGCUUGGACUGAAGUGUUGGCUGAGGGGCCUAUUAAUCCAAAUUGAGCCGAGGCCUGCAAUGAAGGGGAACCCCAAUACUGUGUGCGGGCCAGGGGAAAGAGCAAUAGUGCCUGCAAUCUCUAGUCUGUACCUGAUUUUUGUGGACUAUAUAGUGCCCUUGCUGGUUUGCCUUACUGGGCCCAAAUAUUUUAGAAAAACCAUAUUUGGGGGUAUUAGAAAAGAAUCAUUAAAGGA